Molecule: messenger RNA, 834 nt
Organism: Paramisgurnus dabryanus
Lineage: Eukaryota; Metazoa; Chordata; Actinopteri; Cypriniformes; Cobitidae
Product: serine/threonine-protein kinase pim-2-like
Biological process (GO): negative regulation of apoptotic process; protein autophosphorylation; regulation of mitotic cell cycle
Cellular component (GO): cytoplasm
Molecular function (GO): ATP binding; protein serine/threonine kinase activity
Source: RefSeq, a predicted model, not a curated record
AUGCACUCAUAUUUAUAUCAAACACAAUGUUUGCUGAAAUUUGUUGCCAUCAAGCAAAUAAGCAAACGAAAGAAUGAAAGCACUCUUCAGAUUCCUGGAUACCCCAAACCACUUAUUACAGAAGUGGCGCUGUUGCUUAAAUUAGGAGAUGCGCCCUCAUGCACCAAUGUCAUACAGAUGUAUGACUGGUACGAGACUAAAUACUUUUACACGCUCGUGUUGGAGUACCCACUGCACAGCGAAUCCUUGUUGCUAUUUGUUCUUCGUGACGUAAAACUAAGUGAAAAUACAGCAAGACAUCUCAUGCGUCAGGCGGUACUGGCUGUGCAACACUGUCUGGAUUGUGGAGUUUUCCACACCGACAUCCAUCCCGGAAACUUCUUGGUACAAAAGUCAACAAUGACCCUGAAGUUAAUUGACUUUGGGGUUGGAUAUUAUCUGACGCAUGAGGCAUAUGAUUCCUAUUACUUUAUGGGAGCUCCAUGUUGCACCCCUAUUGAGAUCGAAACGGCUAAGAAAUUCCACGCCGUGCCAGCAAACGUCUGGGCCUUAGGUUCUGUGCUGUACUUCAUGGUGCUUGGAUCUUUCCCCAGUCCUUUAAACGAGUUUAAUUCCAGGAAUCUGAAGACAAUUGAGAAGGAUUUAUCAAAGGAAAUCUGUGAUCUGUUAAGUGGUUGCCUGGCCCUGAAUCCAAGUGAUCGUCCGACGCUCAAGCAGAUCUUAGAUCAUGACUGGUUUAAAACUGAGUCUGAUGAAGAAGAGCUACUCGUAUACAAAAUGAGGGCACUAUCCACACAAAUAUAAAAAGGUUGAAGCUGAAUGACUGAAGGAGAG